Messenger RNA from Adelges cooleyi (spruce gall adelgid), 1344 nucleotides. RefSeq lists its product as uncharacterized. The record is from RefSeq and is a predicted model, not a curated record. Bases 1 to 1344 code for a protein of 447 amino acids. Gene Ontology annotation, molecular function: oxidoreductase activity, acting on the aldehyde or oxo group of donors, NAD or NADP as acceptor; NAD binding. NCBI's taxonomy places the organism in Eukaryota, Metazoa, Arthropoda, Insecta, Hemiptera, Adelgidae. The transcript has 9 exons.
AUGCCACUAAAUGCCGUCGAUGAAGCGGUAGUUGGGAUUUUAGGGAAUAUUCCGGUUAGUGGAGACCCGCAUAUUGCCCAGUCACGGUGCACGUUCAACCCACCGACUGACGGUUGGAUACCAUUGAUGCCAUCCACAUCGUAUGCAGCUGAAGAACAGCAUUACGAGGGCAAUGUUUUAACGAGACCUAAGACUUCCAAACGAGCUUGCGUCGAAAAAGCUGCGGAUGCGACACGGAACCUUGGAGCAAUAAGUGAGGCUCAAAAUGAAAUACUGAACCAAUAUUACAAGAAAAAAAUGGAACACAUGGAUACAAUUAUAGCUCUCGAAGAGGAAAAAUUUAGAUUAAAACCUUUUACGUGUGCGGCAAUAGCCAUUAAUGGUUUUGGUCGUAUAGGAAAAUGCUUGCUGCGAUUGGCUAUGGAAAAAGACAUCAAUGUGGUUGCCAUUAACCAACCUUUUUUUGAUAAUGAACAAAUAGCGCGUUCGUUUCAAAAUGACACCGUACAUGGACCAUAUGAUGGGAAAAUAGAUGUUCAAGAUAAAUGUUUAGUUAUAAAUGGGAAAACUAUAAAUGUUUUUCAUGAAACCAAGCUGGAAGACAUCAAGUGGAAAGAUGUAUCUGCAAGUUACGUUCUUGAGGCAUCUGGAAAGUUCACCACGGUGGAGUUAGCUAAGAAACAUAUAUCCGCAGGAGCAAAGAAGGUUGUCAUAACUACUCCCAGCAAAGACGCUCCGAUGUUCGUCAAAGGAGUGAAUUUCGACAACUACUGUAAAUCUAUGGAAGUCGUAUCGAACGCAUCUUGCACUACUAAUUGCGCAGCUCCGUUGAUUAAGAUAUUGCACGAUAAGUUCUGUGUAAAAAGCGGUUUACUCACUACCGUACAUGCUUUAACAGCUUCACAAACCAUUCUCGACGCGUUGAAAAAUAGGUCCGGUCCUGGUAACGCUGUUCCAAGUACGACUGGAGCCGCUAAAGCAGUAGGAAUAGUAAUACCAGAACUGCUAGGCAAAAUACAAGGAGACGCUGUCAGAGUGCCAACAUUGGACGUUUCCCUGUUGAAGCUCUUCGUCAACGUCAAAAAAGAUGCCAGCGUGGACGAAAUUAAAAAAGAAAUAGUAGAUCAAGCAGAGGGAUGCAUGAGUAAUGUUGUUUAUUAUAACGAAGGGCGUAAUGUAAGCGCUGAUUACGUCGGUUGCCAGUUCUCAGCUAUAGUAGACUUCAAUCAAAUAAAUGUGAUUGACAAGUUCAUCACAAUUGGCGCAUGGUACGAUAACGAGAUGGGAUACGCUAGUAGAGUGUUAGAUCUCGUAAGACAUAUGAUUGAAAAAGAUGGCCAGUGA